ACGAUAACCACAACUGCAGCACCUACUACGACAACUACAACUGAAGCUGCUACAACAACUGUAGCUCCUACGACCACCACAAGUGCAGCUCCAACUACGACAACUACAACACCUACUACGACAACCACAGCACCUACUACGACAACCACAACUGUACCUCCUUCGACAACCACAACUCCAACUACAACAACUGUAGCUCCAAUGACCCCCACAACUGCAGCACCUACAACUACAACUGCAGCACCUACUUCAACAACCACGACUUCAGCACCUACUACAACAACUACAACACCUACUACGACAACCACAACACCUACUAUGACAACCACAAAUGUAGCUCCAACUACAACAACUGUAGCUCCUACGACCACCACAACUGCAGCACCUACUACGACAACCACAACCGAAGCUGCUACGACAACCUCGACUUCAGCGCCUACUACAGCACCUACAUUACCUACUACGACAACCACAACACCUACUACGACAACAACAACUGCAGCUCCAACUACCACAACUGUAGCUCCUACGACAACCACAACUGCAGCUCCAACUACAACAACUACUACGACAACUACAACCGAAGCUGCUACGACAACCACGACUUCAGCACCUACGACAGCUACAACACCUACUACGACAACUACAACACCUACUUCGAAAACUACAACACCUACUUCGACAACCACAACACCUACUUCGACAACCACAACACCUACUACGACAACCACAACACCUACUACGAUAACCACAACCAACAACUGUACUCCUACGACCACCACAACUGCAGCACCUACUACGACAACCACAACACCUAAUAUGACAACCACAAAACCUACUACGACAACCACAACUGCAGCUACUACGGCCCCCACAACUGCAGCACCUACGACAACCACAACACCUACUACGACAACCACAACACCUACUACGACAACCACAACUGUACCUCCUACGACAACCACAACUGCAGCUCCAACUACAACAACUGUAGCUCCUACGACCACAACUACUACGACAACUACAACCGAAGCUGCUACGACAACCACGACUUCAGCACCUACGACAGCUACAACACCUACUACGACAGCUACAACACCUACUACGACAACCACAACACCUACUACGACAACCACAACUGUACCUCCUACGACAACCACAACUGUACCUCCUACAACAACCACAACUGUACCUCCUACGACAACCACAACUGUACCUCCUACGACAACCACAACUGUACCUCCUACGACAACCACAACUGCAUCUCCAACUACAACAACUGUACGCUCCUACAACCCCUACACAACUGCAGCACCUACAACGACAAACUGUACACCUACAACAACUGUAGCUCCUACGACCACAACUGCAGCACCUACUACGACAACUACAACCGAAACUGCUACAACACCCACGACUUCAGCACCUACUACAACAACUACAACACCUACUACGACAACCACAACACCUACUAUGACAACCACAACUGUAGCUCCUACGACAACCACAACUGCAGCUCCAACUACAACAACUACUUCAGCGCCUACUACGACAACUACAACACCUACAUUACCUACUACGACAACCACAACACCUACUACGACAACCACAACUGUAACUGCUACAACAACCACGACAGCACCUACUACGACAACCACAACACCUACUACGACAACCACAACACCUACUACGACAACCACAACACCUACUAUGACAACCACAACACCUACUACGACAACCACAACUGUACCUCCUACGACAACCACAACUGCAGCUCCAACUACAACAACUGUAGCUCCUACGACCCCCACAACUGCAGCACCUACAACAACAACUGUAGCUCCAACGACCCCCACAACUGCAGCACCUACAACGACAACUGUAGCUCCUACGACCACAACUACACCACCUACUUUGACAACCGCUGCAGCAUCUGCUAAAAUAACUACAACUGAUACUCCUACAACCACAUCUGUAGCUCCUGUGACCACUACAACUGCAGCACCUACUUCAACAACUACAACUGAAGCUCCUACGAUAACCACAACUGCAGCACCUACUACGACAACUACAACCGAAGCUGCUACGACAACCACGACUUCAGCACCUACGACAGCUACAACACCUACUACGACAACCACAACACCUACUACGACAACCACAACUGUACCUCCUACGACAACCACAACUGUACCUCCUACGACAACUACAACGACAACUGUAGCUCCUACGACCACAACUGCAGCACCUACUUCAACAACUACAACUGCAACACCUCCUACGACAACCACAACUGCAUCUCCAACUACAACAACUGUAGCUCCUACGACCCCCACAACUGCAGCACCUACAACAACUGUAGCUCCUACGACCACAACUGCAGCACCUACUACGACAACUACAACCGAAACUGCUACAACACCCACGACUUCAGCACCUACUACAACAACUACACACACCUACUAUGACCACAACUCAUCUGCUAAAAUAACUACAACUGAUAACACCUAUGACCACAUCUGUAGCUCCUAUGACCACUACAACUGCAGCACCUACAUCGACAACUACAACUGCAGCACCUAUUACGACAACUACAACCGAAACUGCUAUGACAACCACGACUUCAGCCCUACUACGACAACCACAAUUGUAGCUCCUACGACAACCACAACUGUAGCUCCAUCUACAACAUCUGUAGCUCCUAUGGCCACUACAACUGCAGCACCUACUUCAACAACCACUGCAGCUCUUACAACCACUACACCAGAAGCACCUACUUCGACAACCACUGCAUCUCCUACUACAACAACCACUGCAGCUCAUACAUCCACUACAACAGCAGCACCUACGACAACAACUACAAAUGCAGCUCCUACGACAACCACAACAGAAGCCCCUACAACAACAACUGUAGCUUCUACGACAACAAAUAUAUCCCCAACCACUACAACGUCAGCAGCUACUGCAGCACCUACUAAAAUAACUGCAGCUCCUACUACAACAACUGUAGCUCUUACAACCACAACUGACUGCUUCACAUACUACAACGAUAACUACAAGCUCCAACUAUAA
This is a messenger RNA of Oncorhynchus tshawytscha (Chinook salmon), 3072 nucleotides long. RefSeq names its product mucin-5AC-like. The transcript is spliced from 10 exons. NCBI's taxonomy places the organism in Eukaryota, Metazoa, Chordata, Actinopteri, Salmoniformes, Salmonidae. The record is from RefSeq and is a predicted model, not a curated record. The annotation marks the transcript as partial.